UGAUUUGCAUGAUGUCGCGGUGAGGUCGUCCUCGCGAGGUUUCGCUGUCUGGGGAAGGAGAGUGAAGUUUUUUUUCAGUUCGGUAGUUGUCGGUUCCAACAAUUUUUCUCCGAAAAGUAGCCGGGACUGUGAUGUCUUUCCGGAUUAUUAUUUAACCCGACGCUUCUUUUUCUGAGUGGUUUAAAUUAGAAGAAAAUGAGCUUCCUUUUUGGGGUUCGAAAUAACAGAACUUUCAAACCGAAGAAGAAUAUUCCGGAAGGUUCCCAUCAAUACGAGCUGCUAAAGCAUGCUGAAGCAACUUUGGGAAGUGGUAACCUUCGUCAAGCUGUUAUGUUACCAGAAGGCGAGGAUCUAAAUGAAUGGAUUGCUGUCAAUACUGUCGACUUCUUCAACCAAAUCAACAUGCUGUAUGGAACAAUAACAGAGUUUUGUACAGAACAAAGCUGUCCUGUGAUGUCAGCAGGACCAAGAUAUGAAUACCAUUGGGCUGAUGGCACAAACAUUAAAAAACCAAUUAAGUGUUCUGCUCCAAAAUACAUUGAUUACCUGAUGACAUGGGUACAGGACCAGCUUGAUGAUGAGACCCUCUUUCCUUCGAAAAUAGGAGUGCCGUUUCCUAAAAAUUUCAUGUCUGUGGCCAAGACCAUUCUGAAGCGGCUGUUCAGAGUCUACGCUCAUAUUUAUCACCAGCAUUUUGACUCUGUGAUGCAGCUUCAGGAAGAGGCCCAUCUUAAUACUUCCUUCAAGCACUUCAUAUUUUUUGUUCAGGAAUUUAAUCUGAUUGACAGGAAAGAGCUUGCUCCACUCCAAGAUCUAAUUGAAAAACUUGGAUCAAAGGACAGAUGAGUGUUCUUUAAAGGAUUGGAACCAUUUUUUCCACAUCAGCGUGAUCUUAGUGCUUCUCUUUUUCUACCUUCAAGAUCCCCAUUUCCUGCACAUACACAGUAUGAUGUGUGAUCAUUGUGAGCAUGCUCUGUGGAAAAAUCCAUUGUCUCUGUAAUUGUUAAAUAGUACUUCAAUAUUUAGGAUGAAUAACCUUUGGAUAAACAAGUCAAUAAGCUGUUGGUUCUAGCCAGAUGUCAGUGUUCUGAAGAACAUGACAUGUUGAAAAGUUCUAGACGAUCAUAUUAAGGAUGUUGCAAUAUUGAUUUUGUUUUUCUCUAGGUAUGACUAGCAGACUUAGCAAAAUGUGUUGGUUAAAGCAUGCUCAAGACAUUUAGGGAGGAGAAAACUAUUGCUGUGUUAGUUUGAUACUUUAGGAUUCUUGAUGGAUGGAUUUGUAGUCUGGAUUCCUGGUUUCUGCAUGCUCCAUCUUCUUGUGCUUUUUAUUUGAGGGAACAUGGAAAACUCUGAUUUUUGUCCUCAAAUUGAAAGCAAACUGGAACUUGUGCAGGUUGAAUGUAUGUUUUAAAUGGGUUGAUUUGCAGUGUGACUGCAGGUUGUUCGUGCUGCAAAUAGACCAAUUAAUUGUAGACUAGUUAAUUGUACACAGUCUCUAAAUGUACUUCUUGAAUUUAAAAGAUAGGGGAAAAUUUUUUGAACUUUGCAUACACAUACAUUUAUACGCUGAUCUCUAACAGAUUUGAUGGUGUUUUGAUUGACUCAGUGAGGCAUGUUUGUCCAUGUCUUAGGCUGACAGUACAGCGAUUUGAAAAACAGUUACUGAAAGCCUGAAUUUUUCAAAAUUUUUAUUCAGAAUUACUCAACUACUUAAACUUCAGUUAAUUUCCUCACAUGAGUAAUUGGUUUUAAAUUGAAGACACGUGUUCAAAUGGUUUUGCUUGAGGAAUGUCAAAGUAGCACAGUGACAUAUUGCAGAAGAAAAAGUACCACUACUUGGUUUUCUCUUAACCCCUAAAAAUUCCCUAUGAAAUACAUGUACCAAGCAGUCAACAUACUGUCUGUAACCAGCUGACGAUUGUACGAAUUUACUGUUGUCAUUUAAAGCUCUCCUGUUGUUUGGUUUCUGACAACACAUUUUCUGAACCACUUUUUGUGAUUUCUAAAUUGCCACUCAGUUUGACUCUCUUGUGACUGUAAUUUUGGAUUAUAACACAGAGCAUGUACGAUUGCAUAUUGUGAAAACUGUGUUGCCUUUAUUUCUUAUGUUAUUAGAUGCACUUUGGGGACUGUGCCCAGUUGCCUUAACUAGACUACUUUUUCAAAACUUGGUCAGUCAUGCUUUAAUAUUGAAUAUUUUUUUUAAUGUUUUUACACACAAGGUGAAUAAGAAACUUUGCAGCAGGAUGUAACUUUUUAACCUGUGAUUGCAUUAUAGCAAUAGUCACGGGAAAAGGGGGUCUUUUUUAAAAAAAAAAAUCUAGCAAUAAUGUGCUUUAAGUAUAUGGCAAUUUUGUUUUUAUAUAUUUUAAAUAUCAUUGUCCAAAUAUGGGCGACUACUGAAAAUAACCACCUGCCAGAUCUAAGCAUUUUAAAUUGUAUUUUGCUGCGAUCCAAGCUCUGGAAUAGUUUCCCUGUUUAAUGGUCGAGAAGAAUUGAACAGUCUUGGCAUUUCAGUCACUUGCAUUCUUCUUAUCAAAUGUUGCUGUUAGUUCUUUUCUGUUGAGCACAAUAAAAAGGUUGAGGAAGUUUACGAUUGAAUUUAAA
This is a messenger RNA of Rhincodon typus (whale shark), 2607 nucleotides long. Its product is annotated as MOB kinase activator 1A. Gene Ontology annotation, biological process: positive regulation of protein phosphorylation; hippo signaling. Gene Ontology annotation, molecular function: protein kinase activator activity. The transcript is spliced from 6 exons. The record is from RefSeq and is a predicted model, not a curated record. Lineage: Eukaryota; Metazoa; Chordata; Chondrichthyes; Orectolobiformes; Rhincodontidae. Gene Ontology annotation, cellular component: nucleus; cytoplasm. Bases 196 to 846 code for a protein of 216 amino acids.